AUCCGGUUGAAAUCCAUACAUGGUUCCCAUCGUAGGCUAGGCUAAUUUAACUGCUAACUCUCAGUAGUGAUCAUCACAGUCACAAUGCCUCUGAUAGUGAUGUGUGGGUACCCCUGCAGUGGUAAAACACGAAGGGCAGAGGAGCUGAAGGUGUGUUUUGAGCAGAACACGGACAGAAAGGUGCACAUUGUAGGUGACGCAGCACUGGGCGUAGAGAAAAACACAGUGUAUGCAGAUUCCCAAAAGGAGAAAAAUGUCAGAGCAUCUCUGAAAGCUGAAGUAGAGAGGAAAGUCAACAAGGGAGACAUUGUGAUUUUGGAUUCCCUAAAUUACAUAAAAGGCUAUCGCUAUGAACUGUUCUGUCUCAUCAAACAUGCACAGACACCACAAUGCCUGGUAUACUGUUUGACGUCAGAUGAAGUGAGCACAACGUGGAAUACCAACAGAGAUGCUGCUGAGCAGUACACACAGGAAAUCUUUGAUGCAUUAGUGCUGAGAUUUGAAGCUCCAGACUCCAGAAACCGAUGGGACAGUCCUCUCUUCACCAUCCUGAAAGACGACACGAUUCCAUUUGAAGACAUUUCUGACGCACUUUUCAAAAGAAAAGCACCCCCACCAAACCAGUCCACACAGAGUCAACCAUUGUCAUCUUCAAACUUCCUGUACGAGCUGGACAAAAUCACACAAGAAGUCUUAAUGGCAAUUUGUAACGCACAGAAGACAAGUGUCCCCGGGGACCUCGUUCCAGUUCCAGGAGCUACAGAAAAGAUCGAGCUCACCAGGAGCAUCAACAUGGCAGAGCUGAGGAAAUUACGGCGGCAGUUCAUCAGCUACACCAAGAUGCACCCGACAGAGAACAGCAGGCACAUUUCCAACAUGUUUGUGCAGUAUUUAAAUAAGAGUCUUCACUGACAUUUGUAUACCAUUGGCCUCUUUUUUUCAUUUUCUGGGACAAAUAAAUAUAUUUUAUAAUAUUCUCUG
Messenger RNA from Gymnodraco acuticeps, 981 nucleotides. RefSeq names its product KTI12 chromatin associated homolog (gene kti12). The record is from RefSeq and is a predicted model, not a curated record. NCBI's taxonomy places the organism in Eukaryota, Metazoa, Chordata, Actinopteri, Perciformes, Bathydraconidae. The transcript has 9 exons. The coding region runs from base 85 to 912 and encodes 275 amino acids.